UCCGUUAGUUAUGGCGGUGUUGUUGAUGAGGAUGUGCGCAAGCGUACCGUCAUAAGAACCCUCAUGGGCUGAGGCGCGGGUUACCUCCGUGUCAUCAUCAGCGAUGCGGCCACCGUCUUGCGAGAGGUGGCUCGCCACGAUCGCCACCCUCCUUGACUGCCAUGGCAGCGUUGUCGACUCCGCCUCUGACCAGACAACAUUGUGAGCGAAAGAGAAGAUGAUCAAGAUGACAUGAGGCGAGAAAGGAAGAACGAGCAUUCACGUUGCAGUGCUGCAGUACUGGUGCUCGCGCCUGCCAACCUCCGGAUAUGCGGAAUUGGCCACUCGGUGGCCGGUGGAGGUCCGGAGGCAUGUGGUCAAGUCUCCCACGGAUGUGUUUUGCCCAUCUGUGCCUUGGCUGGACCGAUGCGCUCAAGGCUCCGAUACUGCACUUCCAACUCUGCCGUCAUUCUCCCAUACAUGCCAUACACAAGCUCGAAUCGAGGGACCAGGGCCGCGCAACCACUGCACUGGGCCGUCAGUGGGGCACGGACUCGAUGAGCCACGGUCUGUGCGUGCCACUGUGCGGCCUUGACACAGCGCGCGCUGUAUCAAGAACUCGAGCGGAAUUUAGCCAAACUUGGCCCUCCAGCACCGCAUUCAACGCAUGUGCUCGCUUUAGCUCUUAGCAUUUGGCCAUUUGGAAUCAUGGGUGUCCUCGGCACGUGCACAG
Messenger RNA from Cutaneotrichosporon oleaginosum, 712 nucleotides. RefSeq lists its product as uncharacterized. The record is from RefSeq and is a predicted model, not a curated record. NCBI's taxonomy places the organism in Eukaryota, Fungi, Basidiomycota, Tremellomycetes, Trichosporonales, Trichosporonaceae.